AAAUGCUUCACUCCGGAAUUUAGUUGGGGACGCGACGCGCAGACAGGGAGAAGUCGUCCAGUUGGCAAACUGACGAAGAAGUAUUUGCAAACUAGAAGGCUCAAAACAAAACCACUAUGACUUCGACCAACAUGUUUCAAGGGUUGUCUGCAAAAAACAGUUCAAGGGUGUUGCAGCCUCCUGGUGGCGGCUCCAGUAACCUCUUCGGUGGCUAUGAAGAAGACACCCCAUCUCAGAGGAGACCUAAUAAGACGGUCUCUAAAGUGUUUGCCCCCCCAGAGGAGCCCCAGAGUGUAUCUAGACGCUCCUAUCCUCCAGGUGGGAAGAGCAGCGGAAUAUUUGGUGACCCUGACCCUCCGGCUCGGCAACAGAAGCAUCCUCCUGGUGGACAGAGCAGCAACAUAUUCGGUGCUGCAGAGAGUACAUCUGGCCAGAACCGAGGCCACCCUAACAAACCAAAGGACAAUCUAAGUGUGGUACCUGAACCUGAAUCAUCUCCAGUCCCAGAAGCCAAGGUCAGCCCACCUGAGGUGAAGGAGGCAGCGGCCCCCCCCGCUCCGGAGCCAGUGAAGGAAGAGCCUGCUCCUGUCUCUGCCCCUGCCCCNAGGACUUUUUGUGAUCUCUGCCCCACAUCUCCUCUGAAGAACCAUCAAGAUGAGCAGAACCAGGCCCAAACACCCCCAGGGAAGGGUCCCCUAGCAGGGGUACGCAGCCCCAGCUUCGGCCGGCAGCCGCCCUCUCUCCGAGGGGCCCGGCUGCACCUGCCAAACGCUGGAGUCUCAGGUGGACGCAACCUCCCCCGCUCUCUGCUGGGGUCGACAGCAGGCAGCGAGGCAGAAAGCGGCGUGUUUGCAGUUCCCACCACGCUGCCCCCCAACAGCUCACGGCACAACAGAAUGUUCUCCCCCAACAAGGAGGCCGAGCUCGCCCUCAAACAGCAGCUCGACUCUAUCAGUAUGCAGUCAGAUAUUUUCCUUUCAAGACAAAGAAAACCUCGAAACAGGCAACUUCGGAAACCACUUGUAGUUCAGCGAACACUCCUACCCCGAACUACUGGAGACACUCCUCAGCACGUCUGCUCCUUCUCCAUCCUCUCCAACUCCUCUGCCACAGGAACUGGAUCUUUCCGGCCAAUCCACACUCGCCUGGCUCCUUCCUCCCGCCCACUCCAGUCCAAAGCUUCCCCGUCAGCGUCCAGCUCAGCAGCCGCCAGCCAGCUCUCCAGUGCCAUUGACCUGGCAGCCAAGUCGGCAGGUAUCAUCCCCGGCAGUCCCUGCAGAGAGCCGGAUUCUCUCACUGCUCAUACCGCGCUGCUCAACUCCACACCCUCUGUUGAUGCUGAACCUGGACCUCAACUCCUCCAGCACAAUGUCCCAGAGAAUGGUCACCUCUCACCUUCCCCCAGAGCGAGCGGGGGUGCGGACUCUCUCCUCGCUCCCCCCAGCGUGGCCUCGCUGCUGGACAUCUCUCUCCCCGGCCCCCCUGAAGAGACUCCUGGAGAAUCUCACACACACAUCAGCGACUCCCUCAUCGAGCUCGCCAUCAACUCGGCCCACUACGGUGCAGGCGAGGAGGCCGGCCUCUCUCCCGCUAAGCUGAGCAACAACGACGGCUCCAAACUGUUGUCGUCGUCCCCCUCCGUCAGCCCGUCCAGAGGCUGGAUCCCAUCGCCCAGCCACGACCCCCAGUGGUACCCCAGCGACUCGUCUGACUCCACGCUGGGAUGCCUCCUCUCCAGCAUGGUCUCUCCUGAUAAGGGCAAGCGGACCACCCUCACCCCCUCCGGCCCCUCCAGCGGCACGGCUCUGCUCGGACCCAGCCUCCUGGACUGCAACUCCCACGAUUCCUUUCAGUCCCGUGGCCUUCCAGACGUGGCAGAAAUGGACUCUCAGCUGGCCUGUAUGAUGAGUGAGAGCAGCGUGGACUACAUCGCCCGCUUCAACGACCUGGCUCAGGAGCUAGCUGUGACGGAGCCCCCCCCCCCUGAGGAGACCAGGCUCCAACGACCCUCUGCCGCCUGGAGGACAUGA
Molecule: messenger RNA, 2030 nt
Organism: Notothenia coriiceps (black rockcod)
Lineage: Eukaryota; Metazoa; Chordata; Actinopteri; Perciformes; Nototheniidae
Source: RefSeq, a predicted model, not a curated record